CUCACAAUAAUGCUGUCAAAUGAGGGCGCUAUCGACAAUUUUCAUCACAUUCACGCCAAGAUUUCGGGGACUUUCGCAUUCACAAUGAGGCCGAUUUUUCAGCUUUUGUAAAGUCACUCUGAAAUCAGCCAUAAGCUGACCAAAGACUGAAGUAUCCUACAUUGAUAUAGAAGCAGAUCGGAUUUCCUUGGCAAGUUGUACUCAUGUUCUAGUCCAACAUCAAAUGCCGACGUGAAAACUGGGAUUUGCAGACGACGCACUCACGCUUCACAAUGCGUGUUUAAGUGCAAGCCAAGUUGAAGCUCGCAGACAUCUGAAUUUCAAAGAAUUGGGAAUAAGGUUUGGUUUGGAAAAUUGUCAAUUGCACUUUGAUAAAGAAAAUGUCAAAUUCAACAAUAAGAUUUCUGAAACUUUACAAUUACAUUGGAUGGCUGAACAUUUGCAACCAUGGCAACAGAACUCGCAAUUUCCCCAAAGCUUUUAUAACAUCUAUAGACUCCAAGAAAUCUCAUCACCAAGCAGAGCUGUCUUUAAGACGAGGACUUCAUUCAUCAGUGUCAUCCUUGGCGAGUGAGUCGAGAGGAAGUAAGCUGGUUCUUGGGAUCGAGACAAGUUGUGAUGAGACUGGAGCAGCCGUGGUCGACGAGGAGGGAAAGGUUCUCGGAGAAGGCCUGUACUCACAGAAACGCAUCCAUGUCAAAAAUGGAGGCGUGAUUCCGACACUGGCGCAGGAUCUCCAUAGACAACACAUUGACUCCGUGGUACAGCAGGCAUUGCGGAAUGCUGGAAUUCAGCUCAAGGAUGUUUCAGCCUUGGCAACUACCACCAUGCCAGGUCUGGCCCUAUGCCUUCAAGUCGGUCUGCAGUACAGUAAAGACCUGCUGCGUCGACUGCCGUUGCCUUUCAUACCGGUACACCACAUGAUUGCCCAUGCACUCACUAUAAGGAUGAUUGAAAAGAUUGAGUUUCCAUACCUCGUUCUGCUCGUCUCUGGCGGCCAUUGCUUAUUGGCUGUUGCUAGGGGAGUUGAUGAUUUCCUCCUCCUCGGAAGCACGCUAGACAACGCCCCGGGUGAAGCUUUUGACAAGGUAGCGCGUCGUUUGAAGUUGCACCUCCACCCAGCGUGCCACGGCCUGUCUGGCGGCCAGGCUAUCGAGCGCCUAUCCCUGGGGGGCAACAUCCGUCUACUCAUGGACAAAGAGAGACCGCUGCUCAAGCACCGCGACUGCAGCUUCUCUUUCUCUGGGCUGAAGACCUUCGCCAACUGGCUCAUAUACAACCACGAAGUCAAAGAAGGUAUCAGCCGCGAAGACGACCUUCUUUUGUCCACCAUUCCGGACAUCGCUGCCUCCUUCCAACACAAGGUGGCGCACCACAUGGUUACAAGGGUUGCCAGGGCGAUGGAAUUCUGUCGGCAGAGAGACAUGUUGGCUGGAACGUCAAAGUCAUUGGUCGUCUCAGGGGGUGUGGCUAGUAACGCCUACAUCCGCAGCGCCCUCCAAUUCGUCUGCGACAAGCACGGAUACCAGUUACACUGUCCCCCGCCACGGCUGUGCACGGACAAUGGGAUCAUGAUCGCAUGGGCCGGCAUGGAGAAGUUUAAACUGGGCUUAGGAAUUGUUGAAGAUCUGCAAAGCGUCCGAUAUGAACCAAAGUAUCCUAUUGGCAUGGACAUUUCCGACCAGGUGAGGGCAGCAGACAUCAAAAUCAAACGUGUCAAGUUCUGGUGAGGUGGUGUCAAAGGUCAUAGGAGAAAAGGUCGCAUCGCAGCAGUGAAAGAUUAAGGUCAACAAGGAAGAAGAACAUCAACAGGACAAUUUUAUAGAAUAAAGCCAAUCUUUAUUUACAAAUUAAUUUGUGUGAACAGCCACUUUCAAAUAAUUACAAAACCAGCUUGGCUUGACACACAAAAAUAUACAUUAGUAUUUUCCCUUCAAAAAAUCGUAAAUAUGUACAGUUUUUUAAUGUCUGUGGAUGGAAAGAUGAAGUUUUUGAAGAAUAUAAAUAUAAGAUAUUAAUAAUGAUAAGGACGGAAUGCAAUCUGACCGGAAUAAAAGACUGUAAAACUGUUCUUGCAGCAUUUUUAGUGAAAUAUU
This is a messenger RNA of Patiria miniata (bat star), 2096 nucleotides long. Its product is annotated as probable tRNA N6-adenosine threonylcarbamoyltransferase, mitochondrial. Gene Ontology annotation, cellular component: mitochondrion. The record is from RefSeq and is a predicted model, not a curated record. Gene Ontology annotation, biological process: tRNA threonylcarbamoyladenosine modification. The transcript is spliced from 8 exons. NCBI's taxonomy places the organism in Eukaryota, Metazoa, Echinodermata, Asteroidea, Valvatida, Asterinidae. The coding region runs from base 381 to 1730 and encodes 449 amino acids.